Molecule: messenger RNA, 1685 nt
Organism: Vicia villosa (hairy vetch)
Lineage: Eukaryota; Viridiplantae; Streptophyta; Magnoliopsida; Fabales; Fabaceae
Product: protein TRANSPARENT TESTA GLABRA 1
Exons: 1
Coding region: 338-1369 (343 amino acids)
Cellular component (GO): nucleus
Molecular function (GO): protein binding
Source: RefSeq, a predicted model, not a curated record
UUGGCUUAAUGAGUAGCACAAACUGGUGAGUUCAAAAUCGAGAACGUGGAGGUACAUUCCCGUCAAUUUUGGCAUACCACAGCACAAAGAGCUAAGUCUAACACCCUUAAGUUUGGGACUCCAACACCCUUAAGUUUGGGACUUUAUGACUAUAGUGUAGGAAUAUGAACAACAUCAUGUGAAGCAGAAGAAGAAGCAAGUUGAGAAUUUAAGCCGCGUGCAUUUCAAUUUCAUUGACCCUUCUCUUCAUUUUUAGUUCCCACCUAACUUUUCCCUUUCUCUCUUCUUCUUCUUCUUCAACCCCUUCCUCUUCCCAUUCUUCCCCCAUUCACCAAAAAUGGACAAUUCCACUCAAGAAUCCCACCUCCGAUCCGACAACAACUCCGUCACCUACGACUCCCCCCACCCUCUCUACGCCAUGGCUUUCUCUUCAAACCCCAAUCCCCAACACCACCAACGAAUCGCCGUCGGUAGUUUCCUCGAAGAAUACACCAACCGCAUCGACAUCCUCUCUUUCAACCCCGACACUCUCUCCAUCAAACCCCAACCUUCACUCUCCUUCGAUCACCCUUACCCACCUACCAAACUCAUGUUCCAUCCCUCAACCCAUUCCACCCUCCAAAAAUCAUCCUCCGACCUCCUCGCUACCUCCGGCGACUAUCUCCGUCUCUGGGAAGUUCGCGAGAAUUCCGUCGAGGCCAUUUCUCUUUUCAACAACAGCAAAACCAGCGAGUUUUGCGCUCCGUUAACCUCCUUCGACUGGAACGAAAUUGAGCCGAAACGAAUUGGGACUUCGAGUAUUGACACCACUUGUACUAUCUGGGACAUUGAAAGAGGGGUUGUGGAAACGCAGCUUAUUGCUCAUGAUAAAGAGGUUUACGAUAUCGCUUGGGGGGAAUCGAGAGUUUUCGCUUCGGUUUCUGCUGAUGGGUCUGUUAGGAUCUUUGAUUUAAGGGACAAAGAGCAUUCUACUAUUAUCUAUGAGAGUCCUCAACCGGAUACCCCUUUGCUUCGUUUGGCUUGGAACAAGAAGGAUUUGAGAUACAUGGCGACUAUUUUGAUGGAUAGUAAUAAAGUUGUGAUUUUGGAUAUUAGAUCACCCACCACGCCUGUCGCGGAAUUGGAGAGGCAUCGGGCGGGUGUUAAUGCGAUUGCUUGGGCUCCAAGAAGCUCGAAGCAUAUUUGUUCGGCCGGAGAUGAUACACAGGCUCUUAUGUGGGAGUUGCCUACUGUGGCGGGUCCGAACGGGAUUGAUCCAAUGUCUAUGUAUUCUUCUGGUUAUGAGAUUAAUCAGCUUCAGUGGUCUGCGGCUCAGCCGGAUUGGAUUGCAAUUGCUUUUGCGAACAAGAUGCAGCUUUUGAGGGUUUGAAUUUCAGGUCAGGGAAUAGUUUACUUGUAGUUUUGAAAGCCAAAUUACUCAUUGCAGUGUUUUGAGUUGUGUGUGAUUGAUAUGUAUUGAGUAGUAGUCUAGUCUAACUCGGUCAUGCAUUAAUUAUAGAGGACUCGAUGAUUCUUAUGCGUAUAUUGUAUUACUGUCUAAUGUAUGCAAUGGUUUCUUUUGGUGGUCUUAAACUACUGCUGUGUUUCACAUGUAAGAGUGAAUUGGUAGUGUGAUAGUCAAAGCAAACUAUUUUACGUUCAUGUUUUACUUAUAGCUGAAAUUGAAGUUGCAUUUGCUUGUUGAA